Molecule: messenger RNA, 4713 nt
Organism: Brassica napus (rape)
Lineage: Eukaryota; Viridiplantae; Streptophyta; Magnoliopsida; Brassicales; Brassicaceae
Product: proline transporter 2-like
Exons: 6
Coding region: 2809-4113 (434 amino acids)
Cellular component (GO): plasma membrane
Source: RefSeq, a predicted model, not a curated record
AUUUACUUAAUACUAAUUUUCGUUUUCUAAAAUCAUAAAGAAAAUAUAAUUGUAAAAAUUUGUUUGAUAGUAAUUAUCCUUUUAUAAAAUCUUCUACAAAAUAAAAUUGUUAAAAACUGUUUAAUUGUAGUUUUCUUUUUUCUUCAAAUCUAAACAAAAAAUGUAAAACAAGUAUUUCAAAUAUUUUCAUAUAAUAAUAAACUUUCUUAUUAAAAUAGUAGAUUUUAUGUUUAAGAAAUCAUAAUCCAAAAAGGAUUACAAUUAUUCUUUUUUUUUGUAACUGAAAAGAUUACAGUAAGAACUAUAAAGUCUCUGAUCAUAAAUUUCAGAUAAGAGUGAUUGAGAGAACAACAACUGCAUAUGUGUGAACAAUCAUUACCUCAAAUACUCUGUGAAAAAAAAUUGAUUUCAACUACAAAGAUUUUGCUCAACUUAAAGAUACAAGAAACUAUUAAUUAGAUGAUAACAUUCAUGCAUUUAUAUACAUAUAUAUAUAUAUAUAACUUUUUUUUGUUACAGAUGUGUAAUUAGUAUAUCAAUAAUAUGAAAAAGUUGAUAUUCAAAUAGUUACUCUAACUUAAUUGUUAAGGAGGUAUUUUUCUGUAAAUAACUGUAGCACUUUUUCUCUAUGAAUUAUUAGUCCAAUUCCAUUAAGCAAUUUCAGUUUUUUUUUUCUUUUUUUUUCAACAAAAACUCUAUUCUAUAUAGUGAAAUUGAAAUACAAGCAACAUUAUGAGCUGGACAAGUAGAACUAUUUGAAGAUAUAUAUCGCGCUGUGAAAUGUGAUAAUAUUGUUAUUAUCAUGAAAGUCUUUUAGCAAGAGAUAUCAAAUUGUAAUUUUUUAAUCAGCAUCUUUUGAACUAAAUUCUAAUAAAAAAUUUGGAUGUUACUCUAAUUAGUUGAAGAAAAUUUAAUAUACUAAUUUUUAUUAUUUCUAUUAGUUUCAGCUAUGAUGAUGGUUGCUUGGUUAAUCUUGGCCAUAUGAUUGAAAAUUCUUAAAUGAAUAAUGAAGUUUAUGAAGCUCGGUAUUAGUUAACAUAUAUAUAUUUAUGUUAACUUAUAUGAGUUAACUAUAUUUAGUUAACACAAUUUUUUUUUAAAAUAAUUAAUUAUUUAUUUAUAUAUUUAUUAGAAUCCUAAAUUCCAUAUUCCUAAAACCUACCCCACCCCCUCAAUUCUAAACCCUUAGUCUAGAUUAGUUAAUCUUAGGAUUAUAAGUGUUUUUUUUUUCUUUUUAAAAGUGAGAAUAAAAGUGGUAUUAAGAAUGUGGUAUUUUUGGUAAUUUCCCGUAUAAUAUUGUCACUAACUAGAUUGACCUUAUUUAGCUUUCAAUUUUUUUCAUUUUAAUUUUUACUUUGGUUGAGUUUAGUUUAAAUAUUUAGGUAUGAGUGUUUUCUCUAGCCUUAAAUACAAAGUUGAUAACAAUUUACCUAUGCACCAUGAUUAUAAAUACAAAUACUAAUAGGGAUUUAUGUGUGUAAAUGAGUUUUUAAUUAUAAAUAAAUAUCUCACAGCUUAUGCAAACAAAAAAAAAAUCCUCAAUCUAUAAUAAAAUGAUUUAUUAUUUUUAUGUUUUUACUAAAACAUCAAACAAAACCCGUUGCAACGCACAGACCUUAUCCAGUUGAAAAAUAAAACUAACUUAGUAGUCUAUUAAGAUAAUUAAUUUAGUAGCAUCAAAAGUAGUCAAUAAAUUCAGUGUCAUUAUUAGUAGUCAAAAUAAUCAAACAAAAGAUGUAAGCUGAAGUCAAAGAAGAAUUGGAAUGAAUUUAAUAUCAUUAUCUUUAGUCAAAAACAAUCCAAACAAAAGAUGUAAGCUAGACAGCUAGUGUGUGUGCUUCUCUGACCUUCUCAGGUUCUCUGUUAGCUUAUAAAAGCCCCAUUAGGGAGUAUCUAAGGAAGUAAACCAAAAAAAUUGGAAAAGGUGGAGAUAGCAACCAGGAAAAAUUGUAAGAUACUCUAUCCAUACUAGCUUUGUGAUUGGUUUACACUAAUUAUGUAAUUUAAAUAGGAGGAUCUAUUAAGUGAAAUAAAUCAUUGACUUUCCAAAACUAAACAGAUCUUAGAAUCUUAGAUAUGCCAAAGAUUCUUUUCUAUUAGAGAAAAAUAUUCUUCACUGAAAAAACGUUACGUUGUUUAUCUCUCUGGUUGUAUCUCGUGCCAAAAUAACUCACACACACACACAUAGACGUAUCAAUCUUUCUGACCCAUCAAUUUAAAGUUGACUAAAAAGAUCAGACACCUAUAAAACAGAAUACAUCUUUAGAUUCUCCAUUUCACAUUUUUUCUAUAUUAAUAACUUUGUUUAUUACGAGAAAGGCUGUCUUUUUAUAUAUUUCUUGAAAUCCAAGGAGGAAGAUAGAGACAAGACUUAACUGAUUCUUGUCGGAGUCAUUGAUACAAGUGAGGCUAAGAACCGUAAAGUCAUUGCAAUGAAACAGUUCGAUCUCGAAGUCCCUGAGACCGCUCACCAGAUUAGCAGCGGUUCGGACUUCUUUCUCGUUGAAACUUUCAUUAACUAUUUUUGUCCUAUGUUCUUUCUCUUUUUUCCGUUGUUAUGUUGAGUAAACUUGUCGUUUAUCGCGUGAUCUUGAGCUUUUUUAAAGAAAAAAGUUUUCCUUUGUCUUUGGAAUACCGAAAAAAAGACUCAACAGAGUUUAUUACCUAUUUGUCGUCUUUGUCAGAUUAACUGAAACUUUGUCAGUUUAUUUUACGUGCAUAUGUCACUGAUGUAUUUUUACUUCAGCUGCCGAAAACACUAAAACGUAAACCAACUGUGAUGAUUUUUAUGAUGCCCACUUGUGAAAAAUGUUGUCUUUGGUGAUUUUGAUGGUGCCUAUUCAGGCAAAAUGUUAUAUUUUGGUGACUUUGGUUUGUAUAGAUUCAUGGUUUCAGGUAUCAUUCGUUUUGACAACGAGUAUAAACAGCGCCUAUGUGUUGGGAUAUUCCGGGACAGUCAUGGUUCCUUUGGGUUGGAUUGGUGGUGUGGUUGGUCUCCUUCUCGCUACAGCAAUCUCCCUUUACGCAAACUCUCUUAUCGCUAACCUUCAUGAGUUUGGUGGUAAAAGACACAUUCGUUACAGAGAUCUCGCUGGCUUCAUCUACGGUAAAAAGAUGUACCGUGUAACAUGGGGAUUGCAAUAUGUAAAUCUUUUCAUGAUUAACUGUGGCUUCAUCAUACUUGCUGGUUCAGCCUUAAAGGCUGUCUAUGUACUUUUCAGAGAUGACAGUGUAAUGAAACUACCUCACUUUAUCGCCAUUGCUGGUGUUGUCUGCGCGAUUUUCGCAGUCGGUAUACCUUAUUUAUCUGCUCUUGGAAUCUGGCUAGGAGUAUCAACAAUCCUCAGCAUGAUCUACAUUGUUGUUGCAAUAGUCCUAUCAUUUAAAGAUGGAGUAAACAAACCUUCAAGAGACUAUACCAUACAAGGAUCAUCAGUAGACAAGAUCUUUACCAUAACAGGAGCAGCAGCAAAUCUAGUUUUCGCAUUCAACUCUGGAAUGCUCCCUGAAAUACAGGCCACAGUGAAGCAACCAGUGGUUAAAAACAUGAUGAAGGCUCUGUAUCUUCAGUUCACUGCUGGUGCAUUACCUUUGUAUGCAGUUACAUUCAUUGGUUAUUGGGCUUACGGCUCCUCCACAUCGACUUAUCUGAUGAACAGUGUCACUGGACCUCUCUGGGCCAAAGCUCUCGCUAACAUCUCAGCUUUUCUUCAGUCCGUUAUCUCUUUGCACAUAUUUGCAAGUCCGACUUAUGAGUUUAUGGAUACAAAGUAUGGAACCAAAGGAGGAAGUCCAUUAGCAUUGAAGAAUCUCUUGUUUAGAACAGCAACAAGAGGAAGCUACAUUGCUGUGAGCACUCUUCUCUCUGCGCUUUUGCCGUUUCUUGGAGAUUUCAUGAGCCUCACGGGAGCGAUAAGCACGUUCCCUCUGACGUUUAUAUUAGCAAAUCACAUGUAUCUUGUAGCUAUGGACAGUGAGCUUAGUUCCGUUCAAAAGCUAUGGCAUUGGCUUAAUGUUUGUUUCUUUGGGUUAAUGUCUCUUGCGUCUGCUAUUGCUGCUGUUAGACUCAUAUCUGUUGACUCCAAGAACUUUCAUGUUUUUGCUGAUGUUUGAUUAAUGUCUUUUAUCAUUUGUUUAUAAUGUUGUAAUCUUUUGUAACAAAAAGAAAAGCAUAAUCCUAUUUAUUAUUACUUGUAGUCUCUCUUUACAAAAGCAAAAACAUGUAUUUAGACAUUUUCCAAGGCUUUGGUGUGGUUUAUCAACUGCUCUUGCAUGCACACUCUCUCCCAACUCAUGAUGAUAAAGCAAUACUAGCAUGGUAUAAAAACAUUAUACUGCAUAAGCUGUUAAUACAAAAAUAUCCGAACAGUUUAUAUAUCUCUAUUAAUCUUUCGGUUCAUAUAAUGCAUAUUGCUUUGGUUGCUGGCUGGGCCGGUUCCAUGGCUCUAUAUGAAUUAGAUGUUUUUGAUCCCUCCAACCCUGUUCUUGAUCCAAUGUGGAGACAAGGCAUGUUCGUUAUACCUUUCAUGACUCGUUUAGGAAUAACCAAUUCAUGGGGCGGUUGGAAUAUUACAGGAGGGACUAUAACGAAUCCGGGUCUUUGGAGUUACGAAGGGGUAGUCGGAGCACAUAUCGUGUUUUCUGGCUUGUGCUUCUUGGCAGCUAUUUGGCAUUGGAUAUAUUCGGAUCUACAAAUUUUUUGUGAUGAAGAAC